AUGCGGACGGGCACGCCGUCGGAGUUGCAGCUUGCCACGCCAACCCGGGUGGGGCUAGCUCAGGGUCAAGCGCACAUGCAUGUGAAUGCUCAGGGGACGUUACUCACGGACCAGCUGGUGCAACCGAUCUGCUCGCUAGGAUUAUUGGUGAAGGAGUGCAGGUACAAGGUGUCUUGGGAUGAUCAAAGGUUUGAGCUCCGAGGCCCGAACGGUGAGCGAAUUGAGACGAAACUUCGGGGUGAUUGUCCCGUAGUUUCGGAGAGUCUAGGUUUGGCCAUGAUCAAGGAGAUCGAGGACAAAAGACAUGCCAGAGCGCUGCGGCAGCUCUAUCUUCGGGUGGUCAGGCAGAAGGCUACAGAAGUGGAAGAGUCGUCGGAGCUGAGGGUUGCGGGUGUUACUUUGAUAGAGAUGCUGGAAUGGCUUAACCGGGAGGCUGGGGAUCUGGGAGAGAGCGUGCUAUCGCAGGUCCCUCCAGAGAGUUUUCAGGUAGAGCAUCACUCGUUGGUGUUAAAUCGCCGCAAGCGUCGGGCCUGGGAUCGGGCCGCGGGGAUAGUUGUUCAUCUAUUCGCGGGUCACAUCACAGGUAGAUCCCUGCUCGCGCUUCAGGGCCUAAAGAGUGUGACUCACUCGGAGGCGCGGGAGCACCUUCCGGGGGAGGAGAAGUUGUGGCAGUGGCUUAAUGGGCAGCACACGGUUUUAAGGCCAAGUAGGGAUGAGGCUCUCAAGCACCACUGUGAGCAGCUCUCCUUGAUGGCUCUAAACUCGCAGGCCCAGACCGAGACACUGAACUCCACGCCACAGGAGAGUAGUCCGUUGCGACCUGGUGAUCAGAUGCGGUAUCUAUUGGUUGCGACGUUGUCGGUGCCUUGGUUCGAAGGUGGUAAGCUGGUGGACCUUACUAAAGGGGACUCCCACAGUGAUCAUCUUAUCCCGCCCGAUGGAGAGGAUGAGAUGUUUCUUGCCGAUGGCAUGUUGGAUGGAUUGGGAGGUGAAGUUGAAGGGGUUCCAGGUGAAGAGGCUGCGGGUGUCGAUUUAGGGGAGGUCUUCACGAUUGAUGCAGACGGCGAGGAAGGUCCCGAAGACUCGGUAGGCACAGUGAAAGCAGGCAAGAAAGCCGAAGAGCACGAGGCAUUUUGGCGUAAGGAGUGUGAGCCCGUGAUAUCCAUCGUACCUACUCACUACCUGGAGACAGUCGUUCGAAUGGUCUCGCAGAGCGAAUAG
Molecule: messenger RNA, 1221 nt
Organism: Symbiodinium necroappetens
Lineage: Eukaryota; Dinophyceae; Suessiales; Symbiodiniaceae
Source: the annotation of a GenBank genome assembly